CAUUUUUGAUUCUCAAUUAAGGAAAAAUGAAGCACUCCUAAAAUCUCCUUCUAAAGAACCUCUAGCUUCAAAUAUAUCUCAACAAACUAAUCCUCCUCAAACCAUCUCUCGUAUCUUAUUCCCUAACUAUGGAACAGAUCAUACUCCAACUGCAAUUAUUCCUCAUUCACAACAUUAUCAUACUUGUGUUAUUU
Molecule: messenger RNA, 194 nt
Organism: Racocetra fulgida
Lineage: Eukaryota; Fungi; Glomeromycota; Glomeromycetes; Diversisporales; Gigasporaceae
Source: the annotation of a GenBank genome assembly